AUGCCAACAGAAGAGCUGGGAGCACCUGCAGCUCGUAAGAUCGAUAUCGAGGCAUGGAUGCCUGGACGUAAGAUUUAUGGAGAAGUCUCAUCAGCGAGUAACUGUACAGACUACCAAGCAAGAAGAUUAGGUGCGUAAU
Strongylus vulgaris is the source of this 139-nucleotide messenger RNA. The record is from the annotation of a GenBank genome assembly. Lineage: Eukaryota; Metazoa; Nematoda; Chromadorea; Rhabditida; Strongylidae.